AUGCAGUGGAGUAAUAUAUUCAUUGUUGUACUUCUCGUACAAUCAUUAUUAAUUAUUGAUAUCGAUGGUAAUGCUAGUCGUCGUCGCCAACGUCGUCAACGUGGCGAUACAUCAGGAUCAUUGUAUGGUACAAAUUCGAACUUAGGCGCAAGUGCACCAGCAGGUUAUAAUUAUCCUUCAAAUACGAAUAUACAAGGAAUACGUAUGAAUAAUGCUGAUGCACGAGAUAAUAUGGGUAAUCCACUCAUAUCAUCACAAUAUGCAGACAAUUCUUUAAGUAGUGUUAAUUAUUAUAAUCAACCAAGACCACAACAAAAUCAAGUUUAUGGAACAAGUGAUCAAUCAUCAUCAAAUUCUUUAUAUCCUGGAAAUAACUUCUAUUCUCCUAGUGGUACAAAUCAAAUUCUACGCGAUACAAAUGGAAAUCCUCUUUCAUCAGGAUCCAUUGGUAAUUCAUUUUAUUCUUCAUCCAAUACUCAAAUGGCUUAUCCACCGAAUACAAAUCAAGUUUUAACUAAUAAAGACCAAUAUGGUACAUCAAAUAUAAAUACUAAUCAAUAUGGUUAUAACAGCAAUCCCUACGGUGGACAAAUGAAUAAUAAUAAUAAUAAUCUGUUACCCAAUAGUAAUACCUAUGGUGGACCAAUGAAUAACAAUAAUAAUUUGAUACCAAAUAGCAAUGGCUAUAAUGUGCAAACGGGUAACAAUUUAGUACCAAAUAGUAAUACUUAUAGUGGCUAUAUGGGUGUUAGUAAUACUAAUAAUCGAUAUAAUCCAAAUUCUGCUAAUACUUGGUAUCCAAAUAAAGAUACAAAUACCAAUAAUAAUAAUAAUUAUAAUAGUUACGGAUAUUCAAAUCCAAAUUCAAUUUAUUAUAACAAUAGUUAUCAAUUAGUAACAUCAUCUUUAAUUAUAUUUCUUUCAUUUUUGGCUACUAUGAUCGUACAAUAA
Molecule: messenger RNA, 951 nt
Organism: Adineta steineri
Lineage: Eukaryota; Metazoa; Rotifera; Eurotatoria; Adinetida; Adinetidae
Source: the annotation of a GenBank genome assembly